AUGAUGAAACACCCAACUAUUAGACGUGUUCCAUUGGAUAGUGUAGUUCGCGACUAUGGCGCCACUUUUUUCACCGAAGCAUUAGCUCGUUAUGUCGUUCGCACAAAUCAACCUGGCCUUUCUCCAGCGCAACUUGAACAAGAAGCUUCCCAUGUCAUCCUUCCCUUCCAGACUGUUGCCGCAUUCCAUAGGGUCAAGUUCCAUGCAAUCAAUGCUCACGGACAUCGUGAUUCAACCGUUACCGUGGAUUCAGUGCACUGUCAGCCACCACGAAAGGACAAAAGAAGGCAGAUAGUUCCUGCGCGCUUCGACAUGGUUUUAGUUAACGAAGAUGGUGGUGGGACGACAGGUGUUGAUGGU
Molecule: messenger RNA, 360 nt
Organism: Suillus fuscotomentosus
Lineage: Eukaryota; Fungi; Basidiomycota; Agaricomycetes; Boletales; Suillaceae
Exons: 1
Source: RefSeq, a predicted model, not a curated record